UGUCCAGGUAAGACGUCACUCUUCAGCCACUUUCUGUUUUAUCGUUCUGCCGCAUCGUUCCACGCGAGUUUAAGUCAGCAACAGUUUUCUCACCUGUUACUCGUUUGCCGCCGCGUUCUUACAUCGGUUUAAUAACAUAAACAGUAGUUUUUUAAUUUUUCCGCUCCGAUAAAGCUAGCGAUUUACAAUCGACUUAAAAUAUUUGUUACGGGAAACGUUUUUCGUGUUCGCGUGUGUACUUUGGUCCGCGCCCUUCGAUCACUACUAUCUAAGUCUAGGUCGACCCGGUGUGACACUACAUAAUUGAACUGCCUAACUUAAACCGAACCGUUUUGCGUUGUCUAAAUUCUUCUGUACGGGCAAGUCCACGCACUUGCGCAAGGUAAGGUCGACCCGACGCGACGUUUCAUUAUCGAACUAAUUUAAACCGAACAAUUUUUGUGUUACUAAAUUCUUGUCUACAAGCGAGUCCCGCGCAUUUACGUGCUUCCGUACACUACACUUGCGUAAGGUAAGGUCGACACGACGCGACGUUUCAUUAUCGAACUAAUUUAAACCGAACCAUUUUGCGUUGCUAAAUUCUUGUCUAGUGUAACCUAACCUAUCUCUGUCGUUCGUUAUCAUUUUCUUCAGUAGUGUCUGCUAAUCGGUACAACAGGUGUUGCGAAACGAGUGAAAAGUUCGAACAUUAAUCUACUCAUUCAAACUAUCGAUUGUCAUUGAUCUUCGUGGCAUAAGCAACUACUGUCAAUCGUCAUCCGUCUGCGAUCACCAGCUGUCCGAUUAAUCUCCAUCUCUAUUAAUUUAUUGUUCUUAAUGCCCAUUGUUUCUUAUCUUAAUUUGUCAAUAAUUCCACUUUUUCCCGUUUUUGUUCACCUACUCGUAUUUUCUUUUUUCUUUUUUCUGUUAUAAUUUUUAUUUCCACGUUAUAAUAUCCUCUUAAGUUUGGUGUUUACUGCUACAACUACACCGGUUACAGUAAUUCAACCAAUCGGACGCCUCAUUGAAUCGUGGAAGAGCGGUAUUACGUAAAACCACAUGGCAUAAAGCCUACCGUACUGCCGUCAUUUAUUCAAACAUUUGUUGAAAGAAGUGCUAUCAUCAAAUUUGGUAAUAUCUUUUUACCAUGUUCACGGUGAGAGAGCGAGGCAGUGGCAGUCCAUGGGAAGAUUUCAAUCUAACUCAAUUGAUUGACUUAUUCCCUCAAGCAGUUGUAAAAUCACCCGACGAAUUUUUCAGAGAUCUGAGGGAAUCAUCAUCAGAAUUACCACCAGAUAGUGUUAUUCGUGAAAAAUACGUAGAAGUUGACUUUUAUAACUAUUUUGAUCCGGUCACUGAAGAGAAUACAGUGAUUUCAACCAUGCAUCAUAAUAUUUUCAAUAAUCCAAAUAUAUCAAUUACUCCUAGUUCACCGUCACCAAAACAACCUCCAAUAGCUUCUACCAGCCGACCACCAUGGAUUGCGCCAGUAUCACCACCAAUUUCAAUUGUACCUGUAUCUUGUGAGCCAGAUAAAUCAGUUUCAAAUAAUAAAGAAACUCAAAAACAUUCUAAAAGAACUGCUCCGUAUCAGAUUUCUAAUCGGACAAUUAAACACGCUAGACUCUCCAUUACUAAACCUCCCAAUGCUCGUAAAGAUAACAAGGCAAUUACAAAAGGUGUUAAAGUAAACCAAAUAAAGAAAAAUGAUUCAGUAGUUUCUAAUACCAAUCUAACUAAAUCUAUUCCUUCAACAUCAAAUGCUGUAAUCCAAUCUACACAAGAAGUUGCUUCUGCACAAUCUACAAAUGAAGAAUUACAACCAUUAAAUUCAGAAUUGAAUUGUAAGGACAAUUCUUCGCAUUUAGAUAAUGAUAAGAAAGAGAAUGGAUUCCACAGAAAGUAUUGCUUAUACAAUAAUGAAUACCUGUUGCAUCAUUUAAACAUUGAUAAUGAUGACACUACUGAAAAAUCCCAAGACAUGGUUGAACUACGAACUAUUAAUGAAAAAUUUUGGUUCAAACAAUCUCUUUCGGAUGAACUUCUUCAAAAUGUCCGUUUAUUGAUACAAAAUAAAACUGCUGACGAAGAAGAAUUUGAAAGUAUAAUAAAAUCUUCACCUUGCUUACAACUCCCUAAAGUUGAUUGUUCAAGUUCCACUUCAACUAAUUCUAAAAGCCCAGCUAGUCAAAAUAAUAUUAAUUCAAUAAACCCACCUAAUCAAGUCGGUAUAAAUAAAUCACAGAAACAAACAACCAUCCAACAACAGCCAUCUAAACAAACUAUUAAAUCAUCUAAUAUCAUCAAACAACAAUCUACUUCAACAAAUAUAUCUUCAAAAAUGCAACAUUCUACAAUUAAUCAAACUGACCCAAAACAUCAUGUACCAAAUAACCAACACAUUAAUACUCCUCUUAAAAAACAUACUAAAGCUACAGCAACACAUAUUCAAACAUCAAAUAAAAAGAUAACCAACAAUAAGCAACUUCCCACAUCUUCAAAACUAGUAUCAACUACUAAAAAAGUAGUUAAUAUACAUCAGAAUGUGAAAAAACCAGCAAUACAUCAGCCGUCAAUUAAUGAUGUAAAAAAAUGUAUUAAGUGUAAAGCUUUAUCAAAGGAUGAGACAUGUGCAGCAUGUCAUAUGUCUUCACAUUUAAAAAAUGUUACGGUCACAAGGAUUGGAACUCCUAGUACUUCAACUGUUGUACAUCCUGAGAGUCCUACUAUGCGGCCCUCAAAGCUCAUUGAUGUUCCUUCGUGUUCUAAAAAUUCUGUCUCAUGUGAGGCACCACUUGUGCUUUUGUUGUCAUCCGGAGAUGAAGAUGAAGAAGAAGAAGAAGAAGAAGACUCUCUGGAACCCAACAUUACUAAAAUGGAGACCAAAGAAGCAUUAAAGAAACAUACUGACAAAUUAUGUUUGAACCCUAAACUUUUGGAAGAUAGGUUAUGGCAGAAAGACUUGAGUGUUAAAGAUUAUUAUAAAAUUGAGGAAUGCCAUUCUGUACAUAUUGGUAGUUUUAAAACUGUACCAGCACCUUCUGGAGAUAUGUUAGUUUGUUUGCAUGGAAUACGUAUGACUAUAAAAGGUCUUGAAUCGGAGCCAGUGACUAUUGAUUUACAAAUGGACAAUGUUGUGAAAAUUUUGGGUUAUCAUGGAGAAAAUCCUUUAAUUAUAAUUUACACUAACCAUUUAGCUGCAGCUGGCAUUCAGUUUUUAUUAAAUAUGAAUGAAGACAACAAAAAUCAUUUCUAUGAUCCACUUAGUAAAGAUAUCACUCUAAAUAAAAUUGUUUGGUUUUUUAAUUUAAAAAGACCUGAGAUACAGCACUUGGAAAAAUUACUAUUAAAAUUACCUAAAAGGAAGUAUGCUCCUUUGACGAUAAAUCAAGUAAAUACAAUUCUUGGCUCGACGAUACUACAGGACGAAGAAGAUAUCAGAAGACUGGAAAAACAACGAGCUGACGAAGAAGAGGCACGAAUAAAUGCCAUUACAAUACUUCAAGAUCGGUUAGGUGAGAGGUCUUCAGUCAUCAAAAUAAAUGAUUAUAAGAUGUUGAAUUCAAAUGAAUUCAUUAAUGAUAUUCUUAUAGAAUUUUAUUUAAAUUAUUGGUAUACUCAAAAAUUAAGUGAGGAAGAUAGAAAACGAACGUAUGUAUUUAGUACAUACUUUUAUACUACUCUGGCGAAAUCAUUUAAUGCCUCUGAUUAUCCAGCACACUACACAGCAUCACAGAUAAGACAUCAAAAAGUAAAAAAAUGGACUAAAAAUGUAGACAUAUUCAAAAAAGAUUUUGUUUUUAUACCUAUAAAUGAAAAUUUCCAUUGGUUUAUGGCGGUCGUGUGUUUUCCUUACCUUUCAGGUAAAGUUAAUAUGAAAGAUGGAACUCCAGUAAAAGCAUCUGAUGAUAAUACUGAUCGAUAUCCAGUGCCACCAGUCGAUUCUUAUGCUCAUGAUCGUAUUGAAGCUGACCCUAAUGUUGAAGAUCUUUGGUUGUUUGAUAUGGCAUCAUCUUUCAAUCUAACAUAUAAUAAACAAGGAGUUAAUUAUGAAAUUGAUUCUGCGGUUACAAAAAGAAGCAGACAAAUACAAAUUAAACGGCCUUGCAUUUUAUUAUUUGAUUCUUUAUCUGGUGGUGUUCACCGUGCCAGAAUCACAGCUACAUUGCGUGAUUGGUUAGAACAAGAAUAUAUGGCCAAGUAUAAGGGGAAAAAAAAAGACUUUAGCCCUAAAGCUAUAAAAGGAGCUUUGAUUAGAGUACCUCAACAACCUAAUUAUACAGAUUGCGGCCUUUUUGCGAUUCAUUUUUUUAAAAGAUUUUUUGAAAGGCCGAUUGUAGAUUAUACUUUGCCGAUUCGUCAUUUAGAAAAUUGGUUUUCUAUUGAUGAAGUUGCUAAGAACUGCCAAAAAAGAAAAGAAUUACAAAGUAUUAUAUUUGCUAGGAUGAAAGAGCGAGGGUCUGUUUUGCCCGAUGAUGUACAAUUGCCAAUUCUUAAUUUUACUGACCCUCCCAUUAAAAUACCACAAAACCCUCAUCAAAAAAAUACAAAUCCAGCCGAUGUACCAAACUCGACAAAUCGUGUCAAUUCACCAAGUUUAAGACCUUCAACUUCUAAUUAUCAAUCAAAUCCUAAUCCUACAAAUGAAUUACAACAUCAAGUUAUUCAAAACAACAGCGGGUAUAAUCAUCCUUAUUUUGAAACCCCUGUUUAUGACGAUUCAGAUGAUAUUGACAGUUAUGAUGAUGAUGAAGUAGAAAGACAAUUUGAUGAAAAUGAUCAUUAUGAUGAAGGAUCUCCUGAAAACUAUCAAGAAGAUUACAAUGUAGAACAAUAUGCAGAUCUUCAGAAUCAUAGAGAAUAUUUUCCUGAAAAUACACAGCAAGUAGAUGACGACGUAGAUCCAAUACCGAACUCUGAUGAUGAACAGUUAAUUGAAUAUCAUCAACAAUCUUCUAACAAUGGAAAUUUAGUAGUUAAUGAUCUUCACUAUGGAUUGAGCAAUCGCAGAAAUCUAAUUAACAUUCAAAAUAUUUCUAACGAAAACCGCCAAUCCUUUAGACCAAACAUCCAUGACUAUGAUGACUAUGAAAUGGAAGGUGAUGAUGACUAUGAAAUUGAAGGUGAUGAUGAUGGUGAUGAUGAUGGUGAUGAAGAAAUAGAUGAAGAAGAAGAAGAAAGAAAUUACAAUGAGUCCAACUCUACAACAAAUCAUAAUAGACGUAAAAUUCAUUUUAAUCAUAGUAGACUAUCAAAUUAAAUUUAAUUAAAAUAAAUCGAUUAAAAACAUGUUAUAAAUAAUCUCAUUAAAAUGUUAAGACCCGUUUGACGUUAUUUAAAAUUGUAAAUAUUAUGAUAUACUUGUAAGUAAAAAAAUUACUUAUUAACAAAGAAAAGUAAAAAAUACUAAGAUUUAUUAUUUAAAAAUAGAUGUUUGAUUUAUUAAUGUUCAUUCCAAUUGAUCUGCUUUUAAAAGCAGUUUUUAAAAUAUAUUUUAUUUGGGUCAUUUUAAUUUGAUAUCCUUAUUUGGUUAGAAUUUGUUUUGACAUUUAUGUUAUGUAUAUAAAAAUCCAUGUGUAUUAAAAGUUUAAAGUUUAUAUUUCAAUAUGUUGUUAUCAUUGUUGUAAUGUAUAAUACAUAUGGUUUUUAUGGUUUAUAACAAUGUAAUUAAUUUUGAUAAUAUAAAUUAUACACGUAUAAAUAUUUUUUUUAAA
This is a messenger RNA of Aphis gossypii (cotton aphid), 5693 nucleotides long. RefSeq lists its product as uncharacterized. NCBI's taxonomy places the organism in Eukaryota, Metazoa, Arthropoda, Insecta, Hemiptera, Aphididae. The record is from RefSeq and is a predicted model, not a curated record. The transcript is spliced from 24 exons. Gene Ontology annotation, cellular component: nucleus; cytoplasm. Bases 1127 to 5239 code for a protein of 1370 amino acids. Gene Ontology annotation, molecular function: SUMO-specific endopeptidase activity. Gene Ontology annotation, biological process: protein desumoylation.